AUGGCAACAGGAAUACUAAAAGUGAAAGGCACACAGGUGGUCGACGGCAACGGCUCCCCUGUCAUAUUACGAGGCGCCGGCUUAGGAGGAUGGCUCAAUAUGGAGAAUCUCAUCACUGGCUUCCCAGGCCACGAAUCAAGCAUGCGCUCAGCAAUGCUAGAAGUGACGGGCCAAAAGAACUACGACUUCUUCUUUGACCGAUGGCUGUACUACUUCUUCACUUCAGCGGACGCCAAGUUCAUCAAGUCCCUAGGGUUGAACUGUAUCCGAAUUCCAUUCAACUACCGCCACUUCGAAGAUGACAUGAACCCACGCGUUCUCCAAGAAAACGGCUUCAAGCAUCUCGAUCGAGUCAUCAACCUGUGCGCAAGCGAGGGUAUCUACACCAUUCUCGACAUGCACACGGUGCCAGGCGGCCAAAGCCCAGGCUGGCACGCCGACAACACCACCAGCUACGCCGCCUUCUGGGACUACAAGGACCACCAAGACCGCACCGUCUGGCUGUGGGAGCACCUCGCCCGACGGUAUAAAGACAAUCCCUGGAUCGCUGGCUACAACCCGAUCAACGAACCCUGCGACCCCAAACACGUCCGUCUACCGGCAUACUAUGCUCAACUCGAGCAAGCCAUUCGCGCAAUCGACCCGGACCAUAUCCUCUGGCUAGACUGCAACACAUUCGCCGCAGAAUAG
Capronia coronata CBS 617.96 is the source of this 690-nucleotide messenger RNA. RefSeq lists its product as uncharacterized. The record is from RefSeq and is a predicted model, not a curated record. Bases 1 to 690 code for a protein of 229 amino acids. NCBI's taxonomy places the organism in Eukaryota, Fungi, Ascomycota, Eurotiomycetes, Chaetothyriales, Herpotrichiellaceae. Gene Ontology annotation, biological process: glucan catabolic process. Gene Ontology annotation, cellular component: cell surface; extracellular region. The transcript has 2 exons. Gene Ontology annotation, molecular function: beta-glucosidase activity.